Messenger RNA from Sardina pilchardus (European sardine), 3274 nucleotides. RefSeq names its product phosphatidylinositol 3-kinase, catalytic subunit type 3 (gene pik3c3). Gene Ontology annotation, cellular component: phagophore assembly site; peroxisome; phosphatidylinositol 3-kinase complex, class III, type I. Lineage: Eukaryota; Metazoa; Chordata; Actinopteri; Clupeiformes; Clupeidae. Gene Ontology annotation, biological process: endocytosis; autophagosome assembly; phosphatidylinositol-mediated signaling. Bases 316 to 2940 code for a protein of 874 amino acids. The record is from RefSeq and is a predicted model, not a curated record. The transcript has 25 exons. Gene Ontology annotation, molecular function: 1-phosphatidylinositol-3-kinase activity.
GGGACUUCUCUGUUGUUUUCUGUUGAGGAAAAAUACAUCAUGUACAGUCACUUAUCUAUCACGCAGCGUCGAAGUUGGGGUUAAGUUGCACAUACCAGGCAGUUUUGCACAAAUUAACGUUACUGUCUGCCUGCGACGUGGACAGAUUGUCGGUUAUUGACAAGGGAAAAGCUCUGUGCUGGUAGAUUUCUGGUAGUUAACAUUAGCGGUUCCUCCAGCAUAGUGUCUCGAUUACGAGGCCUUGCAAAGCUACUGGAGGAGGAUAGUUUUCUUCGUAUCUGACGGCUCACCUAGCUGUUUUACAACUGAAAGAACAUGGACACAUUCAACUAUGUCUACAGUUGUGACUUGGACAUCAACGUCCAACUGAAAAUUGGUAGCCUGGAGGGCCGUCGGGAGAGGAAGAGCUAUAAGGCUUUGCUGGAGGACCCCAUGUUACGCUUCUCUGGCCUCUACCAGGAGAGCUGCUCUGACCUGUACGUCACCUGUCAGGUGUUUGCAGAGGGAAAACCUCUCGCCCUGCCUGUACGCACCUCGUACAAGGCCUUCAGCACACGAUGGAACUGGAACGAGUGGCUGCGACUGCCCCUGAAGUACCCUGACCUCCCUCAGAGUGCGCAGGUGGCGUUGACCGUGUGGGACGUCUAUGGACCUGGCAGAGCCACACCCGUAGGGGGCACCACUGUCACCUUAUUUGGCAAACAUGGAAUGUUCCGGCAGGGCAUGCACGACUUAAAGGUGUGGCCUGGCGUAGAGGGGGAUGGGGCUGACCCGAGCUCUACCCCCGGCCGCACCAGCAGUUCCUUGGCUGAGGACCAGAUGGGCCGCCUUGCCAAGUUGACGAAGGCCCAUAGGCAAGGUCACAUGGUUAAAGUGGAUUGGCUGGAUCGGCUGACCUUCCGAGAGAUAGAGAUGAUCAAUGAGAGUGAGAAGCGCAGCUCCAACUUUAUGUACCUGAUGGUGGAGUUUCCCAGGGUGAAGACUGGGGAGAGAGAGCACAGCAUCGUCUACUAUGAGAAGGAUGGGGAUGAUGCCACCCCUCAUCUCAGCAGCUCCGAUAUUGUCAAAGUGCCAGACCCCCAGAUGUGCAUGGAGAAUCUGGUGGAGAGUAAGCACCAUAAACUGGCUCGUAGCUUGAGGAGUGGACCCUCUGAUCAUGACUUGAAGCCCAACGCAGCUACAAGAGACCAGCUAAAUAUCAUCGUCAGCUAUCCCCCAACCAAGUUGUUGAACUCUGAGGAGCAGGACUUGGUGUGGAAGUUUCGCUACUACCUCACCACUCAGGAGAAGGCCCUGACUAAGUUCCUGAAGUGUGUGAACUGGGCGCUGCCCCAGGAGGCUAAGCAGGCGCUGGAGCUGCUGGGGAAGUGGAGGCCCAUGGACGUGGAGGACUCGCUGGAGCUGCUCUCCUCCCACUUCACCAACACCACCGUCCGGCGCUACGCCGUGGCCCGUCUGGAGCAGGCCGACGACGAGGACCUGCUGAUGUACCUGCUGCAGCUGGUGCAGGCGCUCAAGUACGAGAGCUACACAGACAUCAUCAGUGGCCUGGAGCCCAGCAGCAAGAGGGACAGCCAGGGAGGCAUGGGAGAGAGCACCACGCUGGGAGACCUGGACAGUUCACAGGCCUCCGCACCAGCUGCUCCCAGCACACAGAGAGGGAAGGAUGGAGCAGACGGAGAGAACCUGGAGCAGGACUUGUGUACAUUCCUCAUCUCACGAGCCUGUAAGAACUCCACACUGGCAAACUAUCUGUACUGGUAUGUGAUCGUGGAGUGUGAAGAUCAGGACACACAGCAGAGGGAUCCAAAGACCCAUGACAUGUACCUGAGCGUCAUGAGGAGAUUCAGCCAGGCUCUGCUCAAGGGGGAUAAGAGUGUGCGGGUGAUGCGCUCUCUGUUGGCCGCUCAGCAGACCUUUGUGGACAGAUUGGUGCAGCUCAUGAAAGCUGUGCAGAGAGAGAGUGGCAACCGCAAGAAAAAGACGGAGCGACUGCAGGCUCUGCUGGCUGAUAAUGAGAAGGUGAACCUGUCUGAGAUUGAGCCCAUUCCCCUGCCUCUCGAGCCCCAGGUCCGCAUCAAGGGCAUCAUACCAGAGACAGCCACCCUCUUUAAGAGUGCCCUGAUGCCCGCUAAGCUGAUCUUUAAGGCCGAGGACGGAGGCUUGUACCCCGUCAUCUUCAAACAUGGAGACGACCUCAGACAAGACCAGCUCAUCCUGCAGAUCAUAUCACUAAUGGACAAGCUGUUACGGAAAGAAAAUCUGGAUUUGAAGUUAACUCCAUACAAAGUCUUGGCCACUAGCACAAAGCAUGGGUUUAUGCAGUUUGUCCAGUCGGUACCUGUGGCUGAGGUGCUGGCUACUGAAGGAAAUAUUCAGAGCUUCUUCAGGAAGCAUGCACCAAGUGAUAAGGGGCCUUAUGGCAUCAGCUCAGAAGUCAUGGACACAUAUGUCAAGAGUUGUGCGGGCUACUGUGUGAUUACCUACAUCCUGGGUGUGGGAGACAGACACUUGGACAACCUGCUGCUCACUAAAACAGGGAAGCUGUUCCACAUUGACUUUGGCUACAUCCUGGGUCGUGACCCCAAGCCCCUGCCCCCUCCCAUGAAGCUGAGUAAGGAGAUGGUGGAGGGCAUGGGAGGCAUGCAGAGCGAACAGUACCAGGAGUUCAGGAAGCAGUGCUACACCGCCUUCUUACACCUGCGCAGAUACUCCAACCUGAUCCUGAAUCUGUUCUCUCUCAUGGUGGACGCUAACAUCCCUGACAUUGCCCUUGAGCCCGACAAGACUGUGAGAAAAGUUCAAGACAAGUUCCGAUUGGACCUUUCUGACGAGGAGGCCGUGCACUACAUGCAGAGCUUGAUUGACGAGAGUGUGGGCGCACUGUUUGCAGCAGUGGUCGAGCAGAUUCACAAAUUUGCCCAGUACUGGCGUAGAUGAGCUGGACUCCGCCCUCAUUGGGACUAAUUGACAGCUGCGUCCAUAGCAACAGAAGAACGUACUGCAAUCAUGAGCGAGCGGACGAAAGAGAGGAAGACGGCAAAGGAGAGCCACCGUGCCAAGAUCCGAUGAAGAAGUGUGCACUGCCAACUUGAACCUGAGGAUAUCUCCCGGCCUCUCUCUUUCUCCCACACACAUAUAUAUAUACAUACACUAACAGUGCCCUGACUGCUUCUGAGUGUUUUUGUACAUAGGAUACAUUUGUAAUAUAAAAAACCUGUAUGAAACUGUUUAUGCACAAAGAACAGCCAAAUAAAAAGACUGUGGAGACAAA